This is a messenger RNA of Alosa sapidissima (American shad), 4438 nucleotides long. RefSeq names its product kelch-like family member 8 (gene klhl8). Lineage: Eukaryota; Metazoa; Chordata; Actinopteri; Clupeiformes; Clupeidae. The transcript has 10 exons. Gene Ontology annotation, molecular function: protein binding. The record is from RefSeq and is a predicted model, not a curated record. The coding region runs from base 107 to 1972 and encodes 621 amino acids.
GCUUCGCUUGUGUGAAAUGUGCAUGCGUGAAAGAGAAAGAUAGUGAGAGGGAGGGCGAAUGCUGAAGACGAAUCCAAAGAUGAGGCUCUGGUGCGCGUGAGUGGCCAUGGCUCCAGGCGAUGUGGCGACGGAGCAGGGCAAACAACAGCAGCAGCAGCAGCAGCAGCAGCAGCGGCUGAAGGAGAAGCGCCCAGUGCGGCGCCCGGAGGGCGACUGCGAGGCCGACGGCACCUUCGUCUUCCAGGCCCAGGAGGCUUGGAAGGACUUCCACAACUCACUGCGGCAGUUCUACGAGGCCGGCGAGCUUUGUGACGUCACGCUGAAGGUGGGCAGCCGGCUGAUCCCUUGUCACAAGCUGGUGCUGGCCUGUGUCAUCCCCUACUUCCGGGCCAUGUUCCUGUCGGAGAUGGCCGAGGCCAAGCAGGACCUGAUCGAGAUCCGCGACUUUGACGGCGAGGCCAUACAGGACCUGGUGACCUUUGCGUACUCGUCGCGUCUGUCGCUGACGGUGGACAACGUGCAGCCGCUGCUCUACGCUGCGUGCAUCCUUCAGGUGGAGCUGGUGGCGCGGGCCUGCUGCGAGUACAUGAAGGCCCACUUCCACCCGUCCAACUGCCUGGCUGUGCGAACAUUUGCCGAGAGCCACCACCGCGUCGACCUGAUGGCCAUGGCCGACCGCUACGCCUGCGAACACUUUGGCCAGGUAGUGGAGAGCGAGGACUUCCCAGCCGUCUCUCCACAGCACCUGCGCACGCUGCUGGCUUCGCCCGACCUCAACAUCCACUCGGAGACGCAGGUCUACCAAGCCGCCAUCAAGUGGCUCAAGGCCAACCCGCAGCACCACAACGACUGGCUGGACCAGAUCAUGUCACAGGUGCGUCUACCGCUGCUGCCAGUGGACUUCCUGACGGGUACAGUGGCCAGAGAGGAUAUGAUCAAGAACAGCCUGAGCUGCCGUGAUCUGCUGGACGAAGCCCGCAACUACCACCUGCACCUCAGCAACAAGAGUGUGCCGGACUUUGAAUACACAGUCCGUACCACGCCACGGAAACACACCGCGGGUGUGCUAUUCUGCGUGGGCGGCCGGGGUGGUUCUGGAGACCCCUUCCGCAGCAUUGAGUGCUAUAACAUCAGCAAGAACAGCUGGUUCUUCGGCCCGGAGAUGAACAGCCGACGGCGCCACGUUGGAGUCAUAUCAGUCGGAGGGAAGGUCUAUGCAGUUGGCGGUCAUGAUGGAAGCGAGCAUCUGGGCAGCAUGGAGAUGUUUGACCCACUCACAAAUAAGUGGACAAUGAAGGCUUCCAUGUACAUCAAGAGGAGGGGCAUAGCCCUAGCAGCUCUGGGCGGCCCCAUUUAUGCCAUCGGGGGUCUGGAUGACAACUCAUGCUACAGCGAUGUGGAGCGCUACGACAUCGAGGCGGACCGCUGGAGCACGGUGGCUGCCAUGAACACGCCUCGUGGAGGAGUGGGCUCCGUUGCCCUUGGGAGUCAUGUGUAUGCGGUGGGAGGGAAUGAUGGCAUCGCCUCCCUGUCCAGUGUGGAGCGGUUCGACCCUCACCUCAACAAGUGGACACACGUGCACGAGAUGGGCCAGCGGCGGGCCGGUAACGGAGUCAGCGAGCUCAACGGUUGCCUCUACGUCGUGGGUGGUUUUGAUGAUAACUCCCCAUUGAGCUCAGUGGAACGGUUCGACCCCCGUGCGCAUCGCUGGGAGUAUGUCGCCGAGCUGACCACCCCCCGCGGCGGAGUGGGUGUGGCCACGGUGAUGGGGCGCGUCUAUGCUGUCGGUGGACACAACGGGAAUAUCUACCUGAACACCGUGGAGGCCUUUGAGCCCCGCAUGAACAGGUGGGAGCUGGUGGGCUCAGUGUCCCACUGCAGGGCAGGGGCGGGCGUGGCCGUGUGCUCCUCCCACAUCAGCCAGAUCCGAGACGUGGGCCAGGGCUCCAGCAACGUGGCCGACUGCAUGUAACCCCCCACACACUCACCUGCACAACCGCACUGGCCGAGCACAUACCUUUACCAGAGCACACACACACACACACACAAACACAAUGCCAUAUAUACACACACACAUAAACAAAGACACAAUCACAUGUACAUACAUACACAGGCAAUCACAAAUAUAGCACUGUCAUUCUUUAAACAUGCUCACACAAUCAGUAUAAGUGUUGACUGUCAGUAAUGCACACACACACACACACACACACACACACACACACACACACACACACACACACUCACUCACUGUGACUGAAGCAUUUGUGGGAAAAAAGUGACGUUUGGUCUUGUGGACUGACACACAUGGGUGUUCCUCCAAAAUGUACUAUCACUUAUAAUGCUCUGACAAAAAAAAAAAAAAAAAAAAAAAAAAACCACACACACUAUUUCACUCUAGUGCUGUGCUCUGCUGUACUCUGUGCUGUAGUCAUUUCCAGGCUAAGCUCUUGCUUCGCAGUAGUCGUGGGGAGUCGAAUGCGAAGCUUCCUGACUGAUUCCUGAACAUUCCUCAGUACCGCAGGGUGUUGGCUGGUAAGCUGUCUGUCUGCAGUAGCCUCGCUGUGCCAAUGAAGACAAGGUCAUUCAGUAAACUCCCCAAAUUGAAAUGGCCACAAAUAGCACAGGUGACCCAUUCACUCCCCUGCCUGUGCUCAGACAGGGAGACAGACAGACAGACAGACUCCCUGGCAAUGGAUCUUAGCUGACUCGGACAUGCUUUCCACCUUUUCGCUCUCUGCUUGCGUUAAAAACAAUCAUAGACGUGAGACACGAUGGCUAGCAAAAGAGAGAGAUGGCAACGCAGACUGGUGGUUGGAAGGUGCAAUGCGAAAACUUUGAAACUUUAAACACGGUUAGUCUUAGAACCUAAUACUGCCAACACGUUCUGCAAUAAGAGAGGCCUGUGACUGGCUGACAGUGCUGGACGAGGCCGAGGUGCCAGAGGCCUUUGGGGCCGACCCCACUGGCUGGUCUCUCCUCUCGGCACUCCCGAGGUGCGGUCACCUCAGAGCCCAUGUCACACACUCGGGGCCUUCCACGCGCUCAGAGAUCUUUUAAAAAGAAGAAGAAGAAAAAAAGAUAUUAUUCUGCACUGGUACUGUCAAAGUCGUCACUCAUUGUGCACUAUUUUCAUAGGAUAGAAUGGAUAUUUGAAUAUUUUUUUGUCUUUGUCAAAGAUGCUUUGAAGAGAAAUGAACCAUGCUAUUUUUUGGAGAUAUUUUAUCAGCGAUGUUUACUUCCCUCUCUGGAUUUGCUCUUAACUCUUCUGCCAUGAUUUGCAUGCGUGAGGAAACGAGGUUAGUUUCCCCCAGCGUAUCUCACUCAAGACAUUUCCUGAGUAAUUCUAUGGGCUUGAUUUUAUUUUCCCCCUUGGACUUUAGUGUUGCUUUGGUGAGACUAAAAUGGUUGUCGUCUCACUCCUUGUUUGGUUUUUUGCUUUGGUGUACCUCUGCAUUUUUGCGGUCCCUUUCCAUACCCAGGCUCACGAGCCAUGCUGCUGUGGGUUUUUUUGUGCAAUCAAUGACAACCUGACUGACUGUUGUGAUAUUUUAUUUUUACUUUUUGUUUUUUGCAUUUGCCAGCUAACCUCAGUGCCGCCAUGUUCCUUUUGUUUUGUUUUGUCGUUUUUAUUAUCCUGUUAACCGUGCCAGUAAACCUCCUCUCCUCCUGUCUUCCCCCCCAUUCAGCCACUGCAGAGGUGGGCAGUAGGUUGUGGUGAGGCCUUGUGAAUAAAGUCUUAUCCAGUAGAGGAGAGUAGAGGGAUUAUUGAAAGCUUGAACUGUGUUUUUCUUUUCUUUUCUUUUUUUCUUUUUUAAAAAAACCUGCUCACAUGCCAGAAAUGAGACUGUUGUGUGGUCUCAUCCAGAAGUUCUUCCUAGUAGUGGUCUUCUUUUGAAAGCCUUCUCAGCUUAUUCUCAUGAAUUCAUUGCAGUUGUUCAUGACUUUUAUCUGUCUCAAGCCCAUCAAUUUGGAAUCCCAUAAAAAAACAACAGCUGUCACUGAUCAAUCAAGUGAGGAUAUACAUAAUAUAAAUAUUUGUGGUAAAGAUUCAUAUUGUUAUCCUAUAAUUUACAGGACUUGAUUAUUUGUGUGUGACACUUGGGUGAUUUUGUGAUUCCUACCAGGAAAGGUGGGUGGUGUGAUCUAAAGAGUGGUGUAAUGUACCUCUAAAUUAUCUAGUGGACAGGUAGAGCUUCAGCUGUUUGUUGUUUUUAGAUGUACAGCUACCAUGGCACUAGCUAGAUUUUCUGAUUACAAAGACCUGUUGUAUCUUCUCUGGUCACUUCAGCAGAGCAGGGCAUCCCUGGAGUGAUGUUUUGUAAACAUGUAAUGCUUUCGUACUGGUUUGAUAUUGUAUCUGUGUUGUAUAUUUUUGCUUGAAUUUGUUAUGCUUUUUCAUUUCUUUGUAUCGUCUUAAUAAAGAUAAAUAUUGAAUAUG